Molecule: messenger RNA, 1517 nt
Organism: Eptesicus fuscus (big brown bat)
Lineage: Eukaryota; Metazoa; Chordata; Mammalia; Chiroptera; Vespertilionidae
Gene: ABITRAM
Product: actin binding transcription modulator
Exons: 6
Coding region: 88-633 (181 amino acids)
Biological process (GO): regulation of actin filament polymerization; regulation of filopodium assembly; dendrite morphogenesis
Cellular component (GO): dendrite; lamellipodium; filopodium tip
Molecular function (GO): actin monomer binding; actin filament binding
Source: RefSeq, a predicted model, not a curated record
CGCGCCGGAAGGACCGCCUCCUCCGGGCCAGCACUGGAGGAAGUGCUCGGGUCUCCGGGGGCGGAGGGAGCGGUGCCCGAGGUCGCCAUGGCUACCGAGCCGGUGGCCGUGGAGUCCGCGGUGCCUUCACUUGUGGAUCGUUACUUCACUCGCUGGUACAAAGCGGAUGUCAAAGGAAAACCCUGUGAGGACCACUGUAUACUACAGCACUCCAACCGAAUAUGUGUCAUCACAUUGGCAGAAUCUCAUCCAGUUCUUCAAAGUGGAAAAACAAUUAAAAGCAUUUCCUAUCAAAUCAGUACCAACUGUAGCAGACUUCAGAACAAGGUUUCUGGGAAAUUUAAACGGGGAGCACAGUUUCUAACAGAACUUGCACCUCUGUGUAAGAUUUCCUGCUCUGAUGGGGAAGAAUAUACUAUAUCUAGCUGUGUUCGAGGACGGCUGAUGGAAGUGAAUGAAAAUAUUCUCCAUAAGCCUUCUAUUCUUCAAGAGAAGCCAUCCACUGAAGGUUACAUUGCAGUUGUGUUGCCCAAAUUUGAAGAAAGUAAAAGCAUAACAGAAGGGUUACUGACACAAAAACAGUAUGAAGAAGUUGUGGUAAAACGCAGUAAUGCCGCAACAGCCACACCGUGAGGACUGAGAUGGCAUAAAAAGCAAUGCGGCACUCGAUCCGUGCACUGAAGAAGUACCACCGUAUGGCAGGAGCAUCCUCCGCAGCCAGCCUUCUGCAGGGAAGCCUGUUGUUUUCCCCCUUUCUCUUGCAAGACAAGCCUUGGUUUGUCUUUAGCUUCUCAGAUCUGCCCAGCCAUGGACCCAGCCUGCUCCUCUUUUGCUUUUCUCUUUCUAAAAACUGACAAGCAACAUUUCUGAUUAAAAACAAGCAGAGCAUUUUGGGGAAAAUUUGGAAAAGAAGACACAAGUUUUAAAGUAACAAGUAUAAAUAAUCUACCCAUCCUGUAACUCAUUAGUAAAUACUACAUUUUGACAUACUUCUGUUUGAAUGUUAUGGCAUGGUUAAUUGUUUUUGCUCAAACUUCCAUCAGUUUGAUGGUAAAGGAAACAACAGCUGACCUUUCUUACCCAGUGUGCUUCACUGUGACUCUAAGUCUAGUCCCACCCCUUCUGCCCCCAGUCCUCUCCAGGCUGUAGUAAGAGCCUGUGUAUAGAUGUACCUUCUCUAGUCCUUAUGCCACAGGAUGGCCUUCCUCUCUGAGGCAAAGCGGAACUCUGACACUGUGGCUUCUAUGAGGGACAACAUGAAAAGGCUUUGAAAAAUACAAAGGGCUUUCCUAAUUUAUGGAAGCAUUAUAAUACAGUACAUACAUUAAUAGUAAUACAGUAACAGUCUCACACUAGCUACCGGGUAACAAGAAAGGAGAAAUUACUGUAAUUCAAAGACAGGCCUUUGAAUAGAACAAAAGCUUUCACAUUUGAACUAAAAAACAAAACUGAAUUUAUGUUUUAAGACUGUAUACUUAUUUAUACUUAAUUUUAAAUAAAAGACUUUAAAAAUGUUA